AUGCAUAAAAACAGAUAAGUUAUGGGAUACACAGAUGAAUAAUUAGAUUUGUAUAAUCAAUAUAAGGAAUUUUAUGGGGAAAAAACAAGUACAGAAUUAAAAUAAAUACUCCAUAUUAAUGAUUAAGCGAAAACAGGGAAUAAAUAAUAAUUGAUAGACAAAUGUGCUGAUGGUAAAACACUAGGAAAAAUACCUAAAUGUCCAAUAUGUCAUGGAGGAAAAUUAAGAUUUGAUUAUAUCAAUGGAAAUUAUAAAUGUCCAGGAUAUAUGGAAGAUGAAGAAUUUAAAUACUGUAAUAAAUUAUUUUCAAUGGAAGAUAUAGAAAGAUAGGAAUGGAUAGAGUAAUGA
Molecule: messenger RNA, 348 nt
Organism: Ichthyophthirius multifiliis
Lineage: Eukaryota; Ciliophora; Oligohymenophorea; Hymenostomatida
Product: poly polymerase family protein, putative
Exons: 1
Molecular function (GO): zinc ion binding
Source: RefSeq, a predicted model, not a curated record